CGGUUUGUAUGUGAUUUGCGAGUGCACGUGUACAUGAUCCUUGAGUUACAAUUGCAAUUACAUUUUAAGUCGUUGUUUUAUUUUAAAAGUGUAAUAUUUUAUCAUUGACUAAAUUGCUAAAUCAACUACAAUUACCUGUUGUUUCUACAUAACAAAAUGGUGGGUUCUCGUGUCUAUGUAGGUGGACUGCCAUUUGGUGUGAGAGACAGAGACUUGGAAAAGUUUUUCAAAGGCUUUGGCAGAAUUAGAGACAUCCUUAUCAAGAAUGGCUAUGGUUUUGUGGAGUUUGAAGAUUACCGAGAUGCAGAUGAUGCGGUAUAUGAACUAAAUGGCAAAGAGCUACUUGGGGAGAGGGUGGUGGUGGAGCCGGCGAGAGGCAUCGACCGCAGCGCCGACCGUUACCGCCGCGACCGCUACUACGAACGCGACCGCGGCCGGUCGCGAUACGAUGACUACAAUUAUAGAUACGGGCCGCCCACGCGCACCGAGUACCGACUCAUCGUCGAAAAUCUGUCUAGCCGCAUUAGCUGGCAGGACUUGAAGGAUUACAUGCGUCAGGCUGGGGAAGUGACGUAUGCCGACGCCCACAAACAGCAUAGAAAUGAAGGUGUGGUCGAGUUUGCCACGCACUCUGACAUGCGGGCCGCUAUCGAGAAGCUGGACGGAACUGAGCUCAACGGACGCCGGAUAAGAUUAGUGGAGGACCGCCGUUCUUCUCGCCGCCGUACUCGCUCUUCCUCCAGUCGCUCGCGUAGCCGUUCGCGUGAUCGUCGUCGCAGCCGUUCCAGCCGUUCAAGGUCCAAGUCCCGCCCGAAGAGCAAGAGUCCAGCGCCUAAAUCACGCUCUCGAUCCCGUUCAAAGGACGCCAGUCGUUCCAAGUCGCGGUCUCGCUCGGCCUCACGUAGAUCAGACCGCCGCUCGCAAUCCAGGAAGCCUGGCGACCGGAAUGGACACCGUUCAGCAUCUAGAUCCAAGUCCCGUUCGCCGAAAGCAGAGUCCAAGGAGAGAUCGCGUUCACGUAGCAAGGAGGCAUCGCCCAAGCGUGAAGAGGAACGUCGCGCCACCAAGUCCCGCUCCCGGUCCCAAUCUCGUUCCCGAUCACGUGACCGGUCCGGUUCCCGCGAGCAGUCCGCGUCCCGCUCCCGUUCUCGGUCACCGCGCCAAAAUGGCGACGGACACGAUCGGGCCAGUACGGACCGCUCCCCCCGUAGUGGGGAAUAGGGACUUUAGCGUGUUAGUUUUAAGAUAUCUGCUAGAUUUUAUGUCUAUAGUUUACAUGAUCCGACUACGAUCGGCUCUCGAUCUCUGUCUGGGUCCCAUGGACCUAGAAAUAAUAUGAAAUGCAGGGCAUGAUAACGUUAACAAAUUCACUAACUGAAUACCGGUUUAAAAAAAAUGUGGUUGGCAACACUAUACGAGUACUUUUAGUACUAACAACAUUUUUCAUUGUAAAUAAAUUCAACAUGCAACAAAAUCACCACACUAAUUAUUAACUAAUAGUUAAUAAUAUUGAACAAUCUUUAGUGUAUUGUUUAGAAUUAGUACUUAUUAGGCAUACAAUCUUAUUCAUAACUAGCAGGUCAGUAACGUUGCUGAAUUUUUAAUGUUAUUUAAAGCCCUAAAUAAAAUAAGUAUCAUUUCCGAGAUAUCUCUCACCUCAAUUUUUUUAAAUGCUAAUUAAAGAGUUGUAAUAAUAUUUACAUAAAAAAUAAUCUAAGGUGGAUAUUAAGACUAAAAAGUUUCAGGGGGAAUAAUGUUAUUUUUCAAUAUAAUUAAAACCAUGUAUUAUACCUUGAUUUUAUUAAAAACUUUUGUUUGUAUAUUAUGAAUAAUUGAAAAGAAUUGUAUUUUUAUUUUCAAGGUUAAAAACCGGAGAUAUCUCUGAAAUAGAUGAAACUUAAAUAUUUAUGUUAGGAAAAUUGUGUGAUGGUUUUUCAUUCGUUUUGUCUAUAUUUUAAAUAUAACUUGACCAACAUAGUCUUGACUAGUUUUUUUUAUUUGAAGAUAUCGCACGCCUAAUAAUUAAGCUCGUACUAAACGGACUUAAUGGCGUUAAUUUUAAAGUCGCUUCUUACCAAAAUGUAUUAGGUAACGCAGUUUCUUGUUAAACGUGUAGUCUUUAGUUUUACUUACAUUUCAGGGUCCAUGGCUACUAAAUAAGUAGGCUUUCGGUAUUCGGAGUCAAGUGUAAUAUACAUCUAAGAAUUUUGAAGUUUCAUAAUGUUUGUCAAUCAUUUUGUUCAUCAUUAACGACAUAUUUUUCGUCGUUCACAAUAUGACUUGCAGGGUACCUAUGUGGCUAUCCUAAUAUAAUGAUUUGUGAAGUUGAAGUGACAUAUAGAUUCUUCACAAUUAAGUUUAUUAUUAUAAACACAUACUUUACAGUAAAUAAAACAGUCGAAAUGAAUUUUAAAAUGACUAGUUACUUGUGUAAUUUAAAAAUCGCCGCAUUCAUGAUUUCAUACUGUAAAAAAACAUUAGAAAUUGUUGCGACAACCCUAUACAAUAGGUAUGUGGUAUUUUUGUAAAUACUGGAUUUUGUUACUAAUUACCAAAUAAAUUAAUUAAGAA
This is a messenger RNA of Achroia grisella, 2571 nucleotides long. RefSeq names its product serine-arginine protein 55 (gene B52). Gene Ontology annotation, cellular component: nucleus; cytoplasm; ribonucleoprotein complex. The coding region runs from base 157 to 1221 and encodes 354 amino acids. The record is from RefSeq and is a predicted model, not a curated record. Gene Ontology annotation, molecular function: mRNA binding. NCBI's taxonomy places the organism in Eukaryota, Metazoa, Arthropoda, Insecta, Lepidoptera, Pyralidae. The transcript is spliced from 10 exons. Gene Ontology annotation, biological process: mRNA splice site recognition; alternative mRNA splicing, via spliceosome.